Messenger RNA from Oldenlandia corymbosa var. corymbosa, 2171 nucleotides. NCBI's taxonomy places the organism in Eukaryota, Viridiplantae, Streptophyta, Magnoliopsida, Gentianales, Rubiaceae. The record is from the annotation of a GenBank genome assembly.
GGAGAUGUAGAGUGGAAGAGAUGAUAAGAAGAGCCCGGAGGAGGAAGAGGAGAGAAGAACUAGCGUGGCUGCAAUUAAUUUUUUUUUACAGGAAGAUUUAAUCCGAAAAAUAUUUUCAGCCGGGAUUUGUACGGGGUUUUUUUGGUCAUUUCAUGCAACUUGCCGGUUGACUUCAAAGUUAGGCCGGUCAAAGAGGGUUUUUGAUAUUUCCUAAUAACUAGGAGGUUGUUUUCCUUUUCUCUUAGCGCGCACUAAAAACACUGAGGCGCCGUUACUCUAUCCUCUCUCCGCAAGCUUCGCCGCCGCCGGACAAUUUGCAACGCUGAAGCAGUGCUCGGAGUCUCAAACCGCCCUUCCGGCACGGUCUUCAACUCAAGUAUAGCUUAGACAGGAACAUAACUUUAGUGCAGUUCAUUCUCUAUGGAGAUAGAUAAAGAUGCAAAAUCCUUAGUCCUGAUCAAGCAAGGGGCGGAAGCUGUAAGUUUGACAAACGAGAUUCGGUUUUAUUUUAUUUCAUAACAAUUUGAACUGACAUUCUGAACUUUAUCCUUUAACCUGGAAAGCUUAGGUUAAUUAAAACAGACAGUUUAGUUUUUUCGGCAUACUUCAGCUUCUGCGCUUUGAAUGACGACAUUUUUUUUGUAUUAUGGUUUUCUUCACUAUCUGUCUAAGUAAAUGAAUUAUUUAGCCUUCAGAUAAUAUAUGCGAAAAUUGAUCUUAACUAGAAGCACUCGCCUUAGACCAGUUAUUUCUUUAAAUUUCUCAUUUCUUCCAUCUUGAAGUUCCUUAUUGCCUGCGAAUUUGAUACAGAACAGUGCUAAUAACAGAAGUUAACUCUGAUAGUUAGCUACUAAAAAAUGAGAGUCCAUUCAGGAAGCUUGAUUACUGAAAUUAAUGCCUGACCUACUGUAGCAUUUUGCGGAAAUUGUAGUUUGCUUUGCUCUAAACAAAACAUAUCUUACGUUCAUUUUGUUAUCUGCCAUGUUUGGUUUCUCAAAACAUUCAUGCAAUGGAUAUUGGCAUAACCAGGAAGCUGAUAACAAAUGGAUGCUUAUGAUAUAUUUCAACUAUGUGAUUACUGAAUUGCUUUUUCCUUCCACAAGUCUGCUUGCUUAAUAAUUUGGUUGAUACCAUUGUCAGCCUCUAUUAUGACCUGUUUCUUUAAUAAUGUUAUCUUCCUGUAUCAGAGGGUGUUUGAGACUACAUUUAUUGGUAGAAAGUCCAUCAUCAAGGAACGAUUCUCCAAGAAAUAUAGGCAUCCAAUUUUGGACUCGAAACUAACUAUUAAACGGCUGAAUGCAGUAAGGCCAUAAGGGUUUAAUAUAGUGCUGCUUAUCUACUGAUGCAUGGCUUUAUUCCUUACCCUCAUUAUAAUUACUUUAUUAGGAGGCCAGAUGCAUGACAAAAGCCAGACGACUUGGGGUCCAUACUCCAGCACUUUAUGCUGUAGAUCCUGAACUACAUUCUCUCACAUUCGAGUUUGUUGAAGGUUCCUCAGUCAAAGAGAUACUUCUUGACAUGGGAACACAGGGCAUAAUUGAAGAAAGAAUUAGUGAUAUUGCGACCCAGAUUGGUGAUGCAAUUGCAAAGCUGCACGAUGGUGGCCUCAUUCAUGGUGAUCUGACAACAUCAAACAUGCUAGUUAAAAGUGAUUCCAAUCAGCUGGUACUGAUUGACUUUGGUCUAAGCUUCAUCUCAACGCUUCCAGAAGAUAAAGCAGUUGAUCUUUACGUUCUUGAACGAGCACUGAUUUCCAUGCACUCUUCAUGUGGAGAUGUGAUGGAGCGAAUUCUAGAUGCAUACAGGAAGUCCUCAAAGCAAUGGUGCUCAACUCUGAAUAAGCUAGCACAAGUGCGACAGAGGGGAAGGAAGCGAUCUAUGGUCGGUUAAGCUAUUACUACAACGCAUUACCAAACGUAUGUAAAACUGCCCGAAAACUUCCACUGGAAAGUGUUUAUUCUGGUAGUUCUAGCUAAUUGUAGGGAACACCUUUAUCUUUUGCAGACAUAGUUUGACCGGAAUAUAGUUGUUGUAUUAAAAUGGUUUAAGAUUUGUCUAUGUUGUUUUUUCAAUUAUGCAUAACAAUUUUAUACAAAAAAUUAAACAUAAAAAUUAGGUCUAUAAAUCUAACGGUGACUAUGAGUUCUAUAUAUAACGUAGCAAUGAUUUAC